Sander lucioperca (pikeperch) is the source of this 6113-nucleotide messenger RNA. It is a transcript of the gene agap2, whose product is annotated as ArfGAP with GTPase domain, ankyrin repeat and PH domain 2. Gene Ontology annotation, molecular function: GTPase activator activity; GTP binding; protein binding. The record is from RefSeq and is a predicted model, not a curated record. Bases 1454 to 4984 code for a protein of 1176 amino acids. Gene Ontology annotation, cellular component: nucleus. The transcript has 19 exons. NCBI's taxonomy places the organism in Eukaryota, Metazoa, Chordata, Actinopteri, Perciformes, Percidae.
GUUUCUCCUGCGGUCUCCCCUCAUUUAGCAGGUCCGGCAUGUGUGUGCACUGCUGCUUUACCACCAGCCGUUACCCGCUGCCUUCCCCCUCCCUCCGGCACGUAGGGAGAAAAAGAUGGAGGGGAGGGGAUGAUGGGGAUGGGAGGGAUGAGCAAUAAAGAGCAGGGACCCUGCACAGUCUGAGAGGAGCAGUAGAGAGAGAGAGAGAGAUAAAAAUUAAGGAGGGAAAGGGAAAGAAGAGAAGCAGGAUUCUUCUGCAUUGUAUGGAUUGCCUAUUGGAACAAGGAGGGGCAUGUAGAGGGAGGGACAUUGGUGAUUCUUAUCAGUGUGUUGGUGAGAACAGGAGACAGAAACACAGAGUGCGAUCUGUGCUUGUGUGAGUGUGUGUGAAUAUGUGUGUGAGUGUGUGAUUGGACUCAUUGAACCUGUGCGACGGUGACUCUAUCGGGGAGCUGUUUGAGCAGUGACUCGCCUCAGCGCCUCCUCUGUGCCGGCGCUGUGUUGUCAUGCUCAACGCCUGAUGCGCUCAGAGGACACAGGCUGCCUGGGAGACAGCGAGAGGGGCAUGAUGGCCGGACGCGCCCUGACUUGGCCAUGCAUCUCCAGAUAUCCACCCGGGCUUCUGUUGGCUUCUCCUCCUGGUCCCCUUCAGCCCUCAUCAAUGUCCUUCCUGUGCGUCUCCGUGAGGCUGCCUGCCUUCCUGCCACUGCGCUCUCUGAAUGGAUGCUGCUGUCAACACACAUGUGUGGCUUGCAGUAAGAGCCCAUGAUCUGGACGGAGGAAGCAUACAGCUCUGGGUGUACUAUGCCAUGCUGCUUUAGGGUGACACUGAUGCAUUUUUAAAGACUUAACCUUUUCACGUUACAGCUACUGUUGAUCACAUUCUUGAUGACGUAUGAUGCGGGGCAGUUGUUAUUCUGAAUUGAAUCCUGAUUCUUUUUUUGCUCUGAGUGAAGAGGAUGGACUGAGCAACAUAUAAGAUGGGGGUGCUGCACAUAAAAAUAAGGUCAAGUAAAUAAUUACCAUCCGGAAUGAGGCGCCAUAAUGAAGAUUUAUUUGUCUCAGUAGUUGCAUACAUAUGCAGUGGAUAGAUUUUAAUUGGGUGUUUUCUAGGAACAAAAGAGCUUCUUGGACCGCACUGACAGUGUGUUGAAGGUUGUCAAGAAGAGUGGAUUUCUUUUCUGCCUCCCAGAGAAAUGAAAAUUACAGUCAGAGACAAAAUCCAUGACUGAAAUUCAAAUCGAAACAAAGAAAUAGGGAUUUGGGGGAUGGAUGAAAUCAACAGCCGCUCUGCUGUUGUAUAUUCCAAGGAGAAACUUAAUCUCCCUCCAUGUAAGUUUUUAGUCGUGCUGUCAGAUUCUCUCACAUCUCAACACACUGGCAAACUGUCAGUCGUUCAUGUCGCUCUGUCUGGUUUCAUUCAUCUACUGUGUGUCCACUGAAGCCUGACCACAUGAGUGGAGGCGGCGCCCUGCAGCAACGCACCACCUACCUCAUCUCCCUCACCCUGGUCAAGGUAGAGGCUGUGGAGGAGAAUGGAGGGGAGGCCAAGAACAGCACCCAGGGGAUGGAGGUGGAGGCCAGGCCUGGAGGAAAGGCGGGAGAAGAGGCCGGAGCGAGAGUGGAGGCUAAAGGUGAAGCUCCUGCAAGGGCUGAGAAUGGAGAUGGACAACAACAAAGAGCUGAGGAUGCUGCUGUUGUUGUGAAAGGCGAAAAGUUAACAGAUGAACUCAAAGAUGGAGAGAGAAAAGCCCUCAGCCCCAUGAAGGAUAAACUGCCUCCCACUGUUGAUGUCCCGAGCAAAGGGAGUGAAAAGCCACCGUGCAACCUCUCAAUCCCCUUACCUGCUGAGAGAGCGACAACUCAGAAGACAAAGUCUGCAGAGAUUGACUUAGCACGAGUCGAGAAGACGCCUUCCACCCCAGAGGCAAAGCAAUGCAGGUCCCCUUCACUGACCACAACACCACCAACAGAGGUGGUCGAACCUAGCCGCACCCCAACCAGGACCAGCCUCCCUAUCCGUCCGCUGGGACAGCGUCCUGUGAGUCUGCUGAAGUCCCACAGCAAUGUGGCCACCCGCGGUCGCGAAUCCAGAGAGGGUAGAGAGCGCAGCCCCACCUCAGCACAGAGCCUGGACCGGAAGGACUGCCGCAUGCCAACGCGCUCACCAGGCCCCUGCAGGGCCUCAUGGGCCGAGGCAAGCAGGCCCGACGGAUGGAGGGACCUGCGGGAUGAAACUCAAGCUGGAAUACCUCUGGAGAUUGGAGGUGGCAUGGCUGCAGUGAUGAGAGACAACCCCAGGAAGGAGAGACUAAAGACAGGUUCGGCCUCCCUACCUGCACCUGCACCUGCUACCCACAAGCCGACACGCAAAGGUAAAAGCCGCACACUGGAUAACAGUGACCUGAACAGUCUCUCUGAAGACCUGGGGCUGGCCAGGGAGGCCCAGCAGGGCCAACGGGGCUCCGCUAAAGACAGGAAGAUGCUCAAGUUCAUCAGUGGCAUUUUCACAAAGAGCAGCUCCGGGGCAGCGGGGUCAUCCUCCACAGCGCCUCCUGUCUAUAUACAGAGAGACUCCAGUGAGGAGGAAGUAAAUAUUGCCAACAGCCAGGAGUGGACCCUGAGCAAAUCCGUCCCAGAGCUCAGACUGGGCAUUCUGGGAAGUCUAAAAAGCGGAAAGUCAGCGCUGGUGAACAAAUACAUCACAGGCAGCUAUGUUGCACUUGAGAAGCCUGACGGUGGCCGGUAUAAAAAGGAAGUGCUGGUGGACGGACAGAGUCAUUUAUUGCUGAUCCGGGAGGAAGCUGGACCGCCUGAUGCACAGUUCAGCAGCUGGGUGGACGCAGUGAUCCUGGUCUUUAGUCUGGAGAACGAGGGCAGCUUCCAGGAGCUCUACCAGCUCUACAGUCAGCUGAGUGCACAGCGCACGGACAUCCCAGUCAUAGUGGUCGGCACCCAAGAUAAAAUCAGCAGCACCAACCCUCGAGUGAUUGAGGAUCAGAGAGCCAGACAGCUGUGUAUCGACGUGCGUCACUCGCUGUUUUACGAGACCUGCGCGACCUACGGGUUCAACGUCGAUCGAGUGUUUUCAGAGGCUGCCCAGAAGAUUGUAGCUCAGAAGAAGCAGGCAGCACUGCAGGCCUGCAAGUCUCUUCCCAACUCUCCCAGUCACUCUGGAGGUUCCACACCUGGAUCAGCAUCGCUCCCCGGCCAGGCCAGUAAUGGCCCGAGUUGUGGCUACGCCUACUCCCUGCCCUCCACCCCUGUGAUUGGUCAUCGAGAUCUGCGGGUUGCACAGGGAGAGGGGGGAGGCAGUGUCACCUCCCGUCCGCUGAGGGGCAUCCCCAGACGGCCCUCCCUCUUUAAGAACCGGGACACAGAUAAGAAGUCCGGUGAUCCUAAAGGAGACCCAAGCAGCGCACGGGGCGUUCCCAUCAAACAGAGCAUCCUUUGGAAGAGAAGCGGCAGCUCUCUGAAUAAGGAGUGGAAGAAGAAAUACGUCACCCUGUCCAACAAUGGCACGCUGUCCUACCACUCCAGCUCCAGUGACUACACACAGAACAUCCAUGGAAAGGAAAUCGACCUGCUGCGUGUGACAGUUAAAGUUCCCGGGAAACGUCCUCCGAGAGCCGUGGCUCCUGCGGGGCCCUCACCUGUCCCCCCCGCUUCUGCACCCGGAGUCAACGGGCUGAGUAAGGAGCCGGCAGCCGCCGAUAGCACCAGUACAGUUCCUCAGCUGUGUCCAGCCACUCUGUCUGUGGUUGAUGAUCGGUCAGGUGGUCUGUCGUCUCAAGGUGGAGACAGAGCACUCCAACGCUGCCCCUCCUCAUUGUCCACCAAAGCACAAAGUGUCGAUGCCCUUGAAGGAGCAGCCACUGGAAAAGAUCCCGGCCAAUCAUCUCCCAUGAGCGACAGGAAGAAGAACCGGAGGAAGAAGAGCAUGAAUCAGAAAGGAGAUGCAGCCGUUGGUCAGGCUGAAGCCAAACGCAAAAUGUGGAAAUUAAAAAGCUUUGGUAGCUUGAGAAACAUUAAUAAGACAGAGGAAGAGAAUGCAGACUUUAUCAUAGUGUCGUUCACGGGGCAGACGUGGCACUUUGAGGCUGGGAGCCUGGAGGACCGGGACGCGUGGGUGUCGGCUAUAGAGAGCCAGAUCCUGGCCAGCCUGCAGUCCUGUGAGAGCGGCAGAAACAAGGCUCGGAGGAGCAGCCAGAGUGAGGCUGUAGCGCUGCAGGCCAUCCGCAACGCCAAGGGCAACAGUCUGUGUGUCGACUGUGAAGCACCAAAUCCCACCUGGGCCAGUCUCAACCUGGGCGCGCUGAUCUGCAUUGAGUGCUCGGGGAUCCAUCGAAACCUGGGGACUCACCUGUCCCGCGUCCGCUCGCUGGACCUGGAUGACUGGCCCGGAGAGCUCACACAGGUCCUGGCUGCCAUCGGAAACCACAUGGCCAACAGCAUCUGGGAGAGCUGCACCCAGGGCCGGACCAAACCCACACCAACGGCAACACGUGAGGGAAGAGAGUCGUGGAUUCGUGCAAAGUACGAACAACGGGCGUUCGUGCCGCCUCUUCAGCCGGCCCCGGCUCCAGGCGACGGCAUGCCGAUGUGGCUGCUGUCUGCGGUGACUGAGAGGGAUCUGCCCAGACUGCUGCUCCUUCUGGCCCACAGCACCAAGGAACAGAUCAACGCUCAACAGGCCGGGUCGAACGCACCGCCUCGCUCGGCCCUGCACGCCGCCUGUCAGCUGGGAGAUGUAGUCAUGACCCAGCUGCUCAUCUGGUACGGAAUCGACGUGAAAGCAAAAGAUAACCAAGGCCAGACAGCCAUGAAGGUGGCCAGAAAAACAGGGAGCAAAGGCUGCAUUGAUAUUUUGCUUCAACACGGCUGUCCCAAUGAGACGUCCCCCACCACUGCCACACCCGUCCUGUCCCGCAGGUCCAGCACUGCCAGCCUGGGCCGAACCAGCUCCAGGAAACGGGUGUCGUAGCGCCAACUGAAGAUGCCACCACACGGAGGAGCUGUUGACCUCUGGAAGAUGCUUAUUGUUUAGAAACCUUUUGAAAUCAUGGAUACUUUGGAGAGGGGCGUGCUUUAGGGAAAAUGACAGGACUAUAUCAUAGUACUAAGGAUUUAAAAAAAAAAUAGCUUCUGAAGACUGAACAACAUAUCAAACAACUUAAAAGCAAUAUUCAUUCAAUUUGUUGAUGACAGAUAUGUUGCUGAAAUACUGUGUUGUUGUGACCUCAUUUCAAAAAUGACUCAAGUAGAACUUUGUAGCUGUCUUCUGUAAUUUUAGAGCAGACAAACUGCUUCCUGUUUCACUUCCACCAGAAGAAGUGCAAUAAUCCAACUAUGAUGAUGAAAAGCAACAAGUUUUAGAGCGGACCGUGUCGGACGACUGUAUGGUCAAUACACCGAGAGGGUGCUGCUUUUAUUCAAAUUUGUUGUGACUGGACCAAAACGGCUCUUAUUUCCUUUGGCUUUACAAAUAAAAGCUACAAUAUGUCAUGUUGUUAGUUAUGUGUGCCUGUUGCAGCAGUAUAAAGGCCAGUUUGGCCGAUAUAAAUGGUUUUUCAGCGACGAAUCAGCUGAAAUAAUUCUGCUUAGACUAGAAAAAUUAAUGGUUUGGAAUAUGUCAGUGUUACUCUCACAGGUCAAAGAUAUGGCGUUUUAAUAUACUGUAAAUGUACCUAUACUACAUACUUAAUGUUAAACUCUGUAACCAAGACACAACUGAAAAAUCAAAGACUCAAUUUUGUAAAUGAUUUCUACUGGUAGUUUUGAAAAUAUGUCAAGCUUGUGUUUUUCAUUGUCUCUUAUAGUUUUUUUUAUUAUCCUACAUGUCAUGAAAGCAUAAACCAGUAAACAAAAUGCUUUUACAUAAUGUGAACAUGUGGCUAUUUGUUAAGUUUCAUUUGGGAUGGCCCAAUCGACUACAUAAAGACAUUAUUCCCGUUCAUAUUACUGUUGUGUAGGUCAUUCCCCGGAGUUUACAGUGAAGUAUGAAGAGUUGCAGGUGUCAUAGUUAUUUCUGACACUUUGUGGGUUGUGUGAAUCUCUAAUGAGCUAAAAGAAAUGGUUACCGGAAUAAAAUAAACUUUUUUUAAUUAGCAUUA